GCUGUGUACACCCAACCAAUUGAUUCCAAAAGCCAAAGGCCACUAGGCCCCACUUAGACUACUACAUCCACCCCUUGGGUCCCACCAACCUCUCAUCCAACCACAAGAUUUUCACUCUCCUUUUCCCGAACCACUAAUUCCCCGACACGUGUCACCUCUGGAUUCUCUGCCCUUUACUGUGCCCAUAAGUUCACAUUCCACAUUUCCACCAUAAUCCGCCAUAGCUUCAAAAGCUUAGUUAGUUCCAAAACAAAAGAGGAGAAAAACUUGUACGGUGUAUGUGUUAAAACUCUGAAAUAAUGUUGGCCGAGGAGAAAGGCUAUGGGAGUUUAGAUUUGGAAGUAAACAAGUGGGCCCGCGUAUGCGACGUCUGCCGCUCGGUGACCUGCACCGUCUACUGCCGGACCGACGCGGCGUACCUCUGCGGCGGCUGCGACGCCCACAUACACCGGACGGCCACCGCCCACGAGCGCGUCUGGGUGUGCGAGGCCUGCGAGCGCGCGCCCGCCGCGUUCCUCUGCAAGGCGGACGCCGCCUCGCUCUGCGCCACCUGCGACGCCGACGUCCACUCCGCCAACCCCUUGGCGCGCCGCCACCACCGCGUCCCGAUUCUACCCAUCCCCAGCACCCUCUACGGCCCUCCGGCCACCGGCGCUGUAGGCUCCGUCAUGAUCAGACCCACCGCCGGGGACACCCCGGAAGACGACGACGACGAAUUCUUGACUCACGACGCCGGCGAAACCACCAUCGAUGAAGACGACGAAGACGAAGCAGCUUCUUGGCUGCUGCUUAACCCCACACCUGCCAAGAACAACGACAACAACAACAACAUAAAAGAAGAAAGUGAGAACGCCUGCAUAGAUCUUCUGGAGUAUAGUUCUUGCCAAGAAAACCAGUUCAACGAUCAUCACUAUAACUUAAACCAGCCGCACCAUUACUCUAUCCCGGAGAAGAAUAUGAGCUAUGGAGGAGGGGAUAGCGUCGUCCCCAACAAAACCCACCUCCAGUAUUACACCCACACCCAAACCCACCAUGGAAGCUUUCAGCUUCAGGGAAUGGAAUAUGAAACCUCCACCCCCGGAUAUGGCUACCCAGCAUUCAUCAGUCACAGCGUUUCUGUUUCCUCGAUGGAUGUUGGAGUUGUUCCAGAGUCAACUACAAGCGAUGUUUCGAUCUCCCAUUCAAGGCCGCCAAAGGGCACCAUUGAUCUCUUCUCUGGUCCUCCAGUUCCGAUGGCGUCGCAGCUGGGUCCGAUGGACAGGGAGGCCAGAGUUUUGAGGUACAGGGAGAAGAAGAAGACGCGGAAGUUCGAGAAGACAAUCAGGUACGCAUCUAGAAAGGCGUACGCGGAAACCAGGCCGAGGAUUAGAGGGCGGUUCGCGAAGAGAACAGACGCGGAGGGGGAAGUUGACCAGAUGUUCUUCGCCCCAUCAAUGGCGGAAAGUGGAUAUGGCAUUGUUCCAUUGUUGUGAAUCCAGGAGGAGAAGAUUAAAGCUAUUACUUUUUUUGUUGUAUUAGAGUUAUUACUUUUACAGUUUUACUGUCUUUUCAUCAUUGAUCUAGCUAUGGAGUGUAUAUGAAUAAUGAGAUGCAAUUGGGAGUUAUUCAAUUUUCUAUAUAUGUUUUGUUGUAAAUACCUGCAGAUACAUGUAUUCAUUAUACUCUGAGUAAAUCAAGUUAUUGGUGACAGGUUUUC
Molecule: messenger RNA, 1696 nt
Organism: Ipomoea nil (Japanese morning glory)
Lineage: Eukaryota; Viridiplantae; Streptophyta; Magnoliopsida; Solanales; Convolvulaceae
Product: zinc finger protein CONSTANS-LIKE 2-like
Exons: 2
Coding region: 300-1472 (390 amino acids)
Biological process (GO): regulation of flower development
Cellular component (GO): nucleus
Molecular function (GO): zinc ion binding; protein binding
Source: RefSeq, a predicted model, not a curated record